AAUGGACAGGAGAAGGAGGAAGAUGAAGUUGGGAAUUUGCAGCUGGCGUGGGAGAUGCUGGAGGUUGCUAAAGUAAUCUACAAAAGGAAGGAAGGCAAAGACGACCAGCUGAUGGCAGCCCAGGCAUAUCUGAAACUCGGAGAAGUCAGUGCUGAAUCCGGUAACUAUCCCCAGGCGCUAGAAGACUUCCAGCAGUGUCUGGCCCUGCAGCUCAAGCACUUGCCUCCCCACAGUCGCCUGCUGGCUGAGACCCACUACCAUGUGGCCACUACACUCUGCUACAUGGAUCAGUACAACCAGGCCAUCCAGCACUACAACAGCUCCAUAACAGUCAUUGAGGCCCGCCUGGCCAUGUUGCAGGAGGCGAUUGGGGCUGCGGAAGAGAAGAAUGAGAUGGAAGAGCUGAAGCAGCUUCUUCCUGACAUCAGGGAGAAGGUUGAGGAUGCCAAGGAAAGCCAGAGAACAGCUAGCGCUGCCUCCCAGGCCAUCCAGCAGACACUAGGCGGAGCCUCAACCUCCUCAGCAUUCCUAUGUGAAAAUGGCAGCCCUUCUUCAGCAUUUGCCUCAGCCAGCCAGAUCCCAGUUAAGUCGUGUGGUGGUGCCUCUCCUUCCAAAGCGGUCUCCAACAUCUCCCACCUCGUCAGGAAAAAGAGGAAACCAGAGGAGGAGAGCCCAGUAAAGGACACUGAUGCUAAACAAGCGAAACAGGAAGCCACAGUUAAUGGCGCUGACUCUAGUGCCAGCAAUGGAGUCCAGGAGGGAAAAUCACAGGAGCCGGCCUCUGGCGGGUCUUCAGCGUGACCAUCCUCGUCGCUUUCCCGAUCUUCGAAACCAGCACAGCAUGCCUAUCCAGCCCAACCGCCCUUCAACACUUUACUUUUUGUAAAUAAGAUCAUUUUCAUAGAUUUUUGUCUGUCCAGUUUUGUAUACUUGUAGUAAAAAAAAAAAUUGAUAAAUAAAAAUUGCAAAUGCAA
This is a messenger RNA of Anarrhichthys ocellatus (wolf-eel), 974 nucleotides long. Its product is annotated as nuclear autoantigenic sperm protein. Gene Ontology annotation, biological process: DNA replication-dependent chromatin assembly; CENP-A containing chromatin assembly. The annotation marks the transcript as partial. The record is from RefSeq and is a predicted model, not a curated record. Lineage: Eukaryota; Metazoa; Chordata; Actinopteri; Perciformes; Anarhichadidae. Gene Ontology annotation, cellular component: nucleoplasm. The transcript is spliced from 9 exons. Gene Ontology annotation, molecular function: histone binding.